Molecule: messenger RNA, 2943 nt
Organism: Paramisgurnus dabryanus
Lineage: Eukaryota; Metazoa; Chordata; Actinopteri; Cypriniformes; Cobitidae
Gene: eif4ebp2
Product: eukaryotic translation initiation factor 4E binding protein 2
Biological process (GO): negative regulation of translational initiation
Cellular component (GO): cytoplasm
Molecular function (GO): eukaryotic initiation factor 4E binding
Source: RefSeq, a predicted model, not a curated record
AGCUCUCUUCGCUUCCUGCCUGGCGGAGGGAGGGGUUGGUGCUGACGGCUGGGAGGACGAGCUGCACGUCAAGAAAGCCUUGGAAAGCGAUAAUAAAAGAGGGAAAAGGGCCCAAGGUUUUACCUUCCAUAGGGAUAACUUAUCGCUCGAGUCUGAUUAGCAACCGAAGCGAGCGCAAUGUCGUCCAGUCGUCAGCUUAGUGAAAGCAGGGCCAUCCCGACCAGGACGGUGCUGAUCAACGACUCAACGCAGCUACCUCACGACUAUUGCACCACUCCAGGGGGCACUUUAUUCUCUACCACCCCGGGAGGUACCCGAAUAAUCUAUGAUCGCAAGUUCCUGUUAGACCGGCGCAACUCACCCAUUGCCCAGACCCCACCAGCACACCUGCCGGUUAUCCCAGGAGUGACAAGCAAAAAUGUCCUGAAUGAAAAGAAAAGAAAUGAAGCUAACAACAUCAACAAUCAUGAUGCCAAACCAGGGCAAGGUGAAGAUGCUCAGUUUGAGAUGGACAUCUAAAGAAGAGAAACCAACUUGAAGAAUGAUUAUUUACCUGGUACCUGUGUGCCAGUGGCUUGGCUUGUAGAAACCAAUGUUGUGAGCCCUCUCCUUUAGCUCUCUCUAGCUGCAGGGUGCUGCAUAAUCAUGGGGAUAUUUGACUAAUGUUUGCCCAAUUGGGCUGCAGGAGCCCUGAAAGUUAACCUUAUGAGCUUUCUCUGUUUAAGUUUCAGGGCAACCUCCAGCUGUACUUGCUUUGUCACAGAGCAAGGGAAAAUUCUGUAUUGUAAGUGCCCGGACUUUUUACAAGUUUACUGUAAUAGAAUCAUAAACGAAUCGGCCAUCAGAGAUUCACUGCUGAUAGUACAUCGUUGUUUUCAAAGUACACUGUUCCAGUCUACUUUGUUCACAAGUAAAAUAAUUUGCAGACAAGUCAGCCAAACUGUAAUCAAAAUGAACGUGUUCUCCCAAAUUUAAUCAUGGUUUUCUUUCCCUAUCAAAAAAAAAAUGGAAAUACGGAAUACUUUGAUUUUUCUUUGUAAUGCUAACAAGGAGCAGCAGGAUUAGCACCAUAAUUUUGGUUUAAAGAUAAAUAGACUUGCAUAUUCAUUCCAAGUUUUUUAUAUCAGUUAAACAUUCGUAUACUCUUGAUUUUUUUUUUAAGACUUGAGGUUUUUUGGAAUUUGAUUAGUUCAGAUGAAUAGUUUUAUAAAACUGUCAUACCACAGACCUUAAUAAAUCAUUUGAAUUCAUACAGAAUCAUGAUGCCAAACAAAAUCACCAGAUUUUUUUUUUAAGACUAAUGCAGAACUUUCCUUAAAGUCACCAUUUCAGUUCAGUUUUCCUUAGUCCUUUCUUCUUAAAGUAAAGGUUAAUUUAAGGUAAAAAUAAUAUUAACAGAUCACUGUUUGGAAUGAUCAGAUUGUUACAUUUGAUCAGAGAAAAUGGUUGUUGCUCAGACUCAUCCCGGUGACAAUACGGUUUGUUCCUAGCUUGCGUGCAUGGCAAGCUACUUUAGGUGAUACUUGAAGGAUUCCCAUCAGCUCUGUAGUCACUGUAUCUGAUAAGCACUUCUGGUCAAAGGUAUACAAUACCUAGUGCUGUUAGACCGGAUAAGGAUUUCAUGUACUUAAUGAAACAUUACGACAAAAAGAGAGCUGGUCUCAGGAAGUACUUGCGCUAUGUACCUAACAAGUACACUUAUUAUUGCCCCACUCAUGGGAGUAAUAACAGUGAAUAUUUAACAUUAAUAUCAGAUGUGAUAUUUGCUGUCACUUUCCGAUUACUACAAUUCUUACAAACCUUGAUAAUCAAAUCAAAGGUAGAAAAGCACUGAAGUGUCGUUUGGUCAUUUUACUAUCUCACAACUACACAAUGUGAAAUUUCAAAAUUUCUUUAAACGAUGGAUAGUUUUGUAGUGACCAGACAUUCAUAUUUUGAUUCAGAUCAAAAAAUCUUGAAAACUUGAAUCUUUUUACUGCUCUUCUAUGCAUGUUGUUUUGAUCUGCUCUUUGUUUCACAUGUCAGAAUCAAGUUAACAUUACUGAGUUACCUUAUUUUUGGGGAUGCCAAAUCUUCUGAAAAAAGCUUUGAUUAAUGUUGAAAGUUAAUUAAACAAAGAGAUUAUUCAAACAAGUGGCCUAGAAAACUUAGUCUCGUUCUAUGUUUGUUAUCCCGGCAGAGAAAUAAUUUUUUUCUCUCAAACCAUUUCUUGUGCUUCGCCUCUGUAUCCAUGCCUUACUAAGCUGAACAGCUGUUUCAAUGCAGUUCCCAUUGCAUACCUUAAAAGAGGAUUAUUUCCUUUCCAUUGGAUUUCUUUUUAUUAUUCGUCCCUGAUAUUAAGUUGAGAAUUAACUGAAUUUGCUAUGUUUUACUAGAAAGCAAUUAUAUUUUUGAAAACAUGUUUAAUAUCAUUUACUUUCUUACGGAGAUGGAAAGAUUAGGACAUAAAUCAGUGCAAUGUUUGUAAUACAAGUAAUGGGUUGUUUGACUUAGGUUUGGUUGGGUGUUAGGUUUUCCUUGAUCGUUACAUUUAAACUUUCUAUCAAAUAUUCAAUACUGGUGAAUUGAAUUCAAAUCCUUGAGAACUUGAUGCACAUUGUCCGUUGUAAAUCAUAAUCAAAUUUCUGUCAAAGUCACUUUUAAAUAAUGGUGAUUUAAAGGGAACUUAUCAUUUUACUACCCUCGUAAUAUAUUUGAGUUACUCUAAAAUAUGAAAGUUUAAAUUUUGAAAAGGAUCACUGCUAACUUUUGCUUCCCUAAGGUAUCAGAAAUGUAUUUAGCUCUGUACAGGGGGAUUUUGGGUGAAAGUGUUUUAUCUAAUGUGGCAGAAAUUUCAAACUUUAUUUUCUUUUUUUCUAAAACCCUGUUUAGUUUAAUUUUAAUAAAAUGCCAAUGCCAGUGGACACUGUUACAGCAAGAUGAAUAAAAAGUUCCUUGACAUCA